UGGGCUACUUUCACUGUGGUAUAUCUGACUAUUGGAAACCAAGCAGGUGUCUUAAAGUUACAAUGUUUGCAUCUCUUUUUCCAGGGAGAUGAGAGUCUAUCCGCAGUUACCUUUGACUCUGACUUUGAGACGAAAGCAAAAAGGAAAAGUUUCCACAAACCCCCACCCACAUCACCAAAGUCACCUUAUCACUCUAAGCCGAGAAAAGUAGCAUCCUGGAGAUCUCUCAGGACAGCAGGGGGCAUGCCUCUGGGUAGCAGAACGUCCUUAACCCCACAGAAGCUAUGGCUGGGAACUUCUAAACAAGGAAGUCUGACCCAACCCCUGAAAUCAAACUUCACCCUGGAGCAUGCAUGGACCAACCCCCCAAGCAGCACUCCCGACUACCUGACAGAAGCUUUAAGAAUGAAGAGGUCAAAUCUCAGGCGUUCUGCCAGCAAUGGUCAUGUGCCUGGGAUUCUUGUCUACAGAGAGAAAGAAGAUAUGUAUGACGAGAUUAUUGAGUUGAAGAAGUCAUUACACACACAGAAAAGUGACGUGGAUCUGAUGAGAACAAAGCUUCGGCGAUUAGAAGAGGAAAAUAACAGAAAGGAUCGGCAGAUAGAACAGCUUUUGGAUCCAAGUCAAGGCCCGGAUUUUGUUCGGACUCUGGCAGAGAAAAGAUCUGAUACUGGUUGGGUCAUUAAUGGGCUGAAACAAAGGAUUCUCAAGCUGGAACAGCAGUGCAAGGAGAAGGACAAUACUAUCAACAAACUCCAGACUGAUAUAAAGACCACCAACUUGGAAGAGAUGAGGAUUGCCAUGGAGAUGUACUACGAGGAGAUUCAUCGUCUCCAGUCUCUCUUGCCAAGUUCUGAAGCUACAGGAAAGAGGACUCCGGGGGAGAAGAAGACGGGCGUUAAAAGGCAGAAAAAAAUGAGCAGUACUCUCCUGAACUUGUCUCAGAGUGUUCAGGAGCUUACAGAAGAGAACCAGAGCUUGAAAGAAGACCUGGACCGUGUGCUAAGCAACUCCCCUACCAUCUCCAAAAUAAAGGGUUAUGCAGAGUGGAGCAAGCCCAGGCUGCUGAGACGCAUUGCAGAGCUGGAGAAGAAAAUAAGUUCAAUGGAGAGCUCAAAAUCACAGGCUUCAGAACCAGUGGAACCAAUUCCCCUGGCUCAUUCUGCAUCCGACUCUACAGUGCACAAACAGCCACCGUCAGAGGUCCACGAACGUCUCCAAGGGGCGGUGAGAAACCUGAAGGGAGAGCGGAAGGCCCUGCAGACUCAGCUGCUGGAGAAAGAUUUGGAAGUACAGCAGCUACUGCAGACAAAAGCUGACUUGGAGAAGGAGCUGGAGAACUUGAGGGAAGGUGAGAAGGAGAGAAGACAGCGAGAGGAGGCUUUGAAAGAGGAAAUUCAAAUACUUACCAGCAAGUGUCAAGAACUGGAAGAAAUUAAGAAAGAAGAGAAAGAUGAUCCCAUGGAAAUUACUCAUGAGACCCAAGAACUCCCAGCUUCCUCUGCCAGCAGCAGGCACUCUCAGCAAGACUCUGAACCAGAUUUAAGUGAGGAGAGGUUCUCUCAGUCCCCUUCCCCCUGCUCUGAUGGGAGAAGAGACGCUGCUGCCAGGAUCCUGCAGGCCCGGUGGAAGGUAUACAAACACAAGAAAAAAAAGGCUGUUCUGGAUGAGGCGGCCAUUGUGCUUCAGGCAGCUUUCAAGGGACAUCUAGCGCGGGCGAAGCUGUUAUCAAGCAAAGAAUGUGGCUCAGAGUCUCCCAGCAUGCCAGGCUUUCCAAAUCAGAGCUCUUCCCUGCCCUGGGUCCCAAGCUCCAUCGCCCAGGCCAAGGGCAGCCCAAGGCAAGAGGAGGCCAUCAUCUUUGUCCAGUCUGUCCUCCGGGCACACAUGGCCCGGGCCAGGUACAGUGCUGCCAAUAAAAGAACAACCAUCGCAGCUUCUACAAAAAGGAGAUCUGCUUCAGCCACACGCAAAGAAACCUCCUCUUCAGUCUUCCUUGCAGCUUCUGGGAAGGAGGACAGUGACGCCAGCAGCAGGGAGGCUGUGGAGGAGGAGGACAAGGACGAGCCAGGGGAGGAGCCCACAGCCCCACAGCCCCGCUCUGCAGAGUCCUCUCCCUCGGGGCUGCAGCCCAUGGUGCCUCGUCCUGUGGAUGACAUCAACUCUGAUGACUCCGAUGAUAUUGUCAUUGCUCCAUAUCUGCCCACGAAGAAAAUCUCCUCCCCAUUCUAGGUCCCUCAUCAUUGUCUACAACUGGUGGUGGCUGUCAGGGAUAGGUUAGGGUUAAAAGGAGAGGACAUAAUAACUAAAAUUGGAAAGAUAAUUUAUCUUGUUAGGAAAAGAACAAUACCUACUUAACACCUCAA
Messenger RNA from Galeopterus variegatus (Sunda flying lemur), 2363 nucleotides. It is a transcript of the gene IQCE, whose product is annotated as IQ motif containing E. Lineage: Eukaryota; Metazoa; Chordata; Mammalia; Dermoptera; Cynocephalidae. The record is from RefSeq and is a predicted model, not a curated record. Gene Ontology annotation, molecular function: protein binding. The transcript has 23 exons. The coding region runs from base 244 to 2229 and encodes 661 amino acids.